AUGGGUCCAAUGCUGGAUGAGCUUUAUGACCGUGGACAUGAGAAGUUCCGUUCACUAGGCGAAUUCCUGUUUUCCGACCUCCUACCCGAAAAGUCAUUCACAUUUCAGAGCCUGCCAUAUCCGAAUAUUGAACGCGAAGAACGAGACCUCUUGGUUAAUUUUCUCAAGCGCAUGUUGAAGUGGAUUCCUGAGGAACGUGCAACAGCGAAGGAACUACUUGAGGACCCAUAUCUGAGUUAUGAAAGCCCUAAAGACAAGAAGUUUGUGGUGCAGGUUAAGAAGCCAGAUAAGCAGAAGACCAAGAAGAACACCAAACUAGUUUGGUAG
Messenger RNA from Fusarium redolens, 327 nucleotides. RefSeq lists its product as uncharacterized. The record is from RefSeq and is a predicted model, not a curated record. Lineage: Eukaryota; Fungi; Ascomycota; Sordariomycetes; Hypocreales; Nectriaceae. Bases 1 to 327 code for a protein of 108 amino acids. The transcript has 2 exons.